Messenger RNA from Python bivittatus (Burmese python), 4540 nucleotides. The record is from RefSeq and is a predicted model, not a curated record. Lineage: Eukaryota; Metazoa; Chordata; Lepidosauria; Squamata; Pythonidae.
ACAAACAGGAUGCCAGGCUCAAAAGAUUGAAGGGGGAAUCUCUCCAGUCUGCAAACUUAAAAGCUAUCCGUCCCCAAUUCCUCUUUAGCCUAUUUUUUGGACUUUCUCGCUUCUUCCCCACCGUUUCUUUCGACCGUUUGGUGCUCAGAAGUUAUUUCCAGUUACAGAUCCGCUCUUUUUCUCCGCCCCGAGCGCUUACUUUCAAUAUCAGGUCUCCAAACGGAAGGGAACAGGAAGCAUUGCGCAGGGGUACUUUGCAAUCUCCGAGCAACGCGAAACUUUACAUUGGCCUUUACAAAAUGUCAAUCUCCUUCGGAUACUUCGCGUGCCUGUUGCUGUAUCUGCCGUCUGCACAGGCAGCUUUGACCAUUACAAUCCCUGAAGACACAGUUCAAGCCAAACCAGGCUCUGAUGUCCUUCUGCCUUGUUAUGUUGAGGAGUCUUCUGGGCAUCUAAACCUCGAACGGCUGACAGUGAUAUGGCGUGUGGACUCUGAAACUAUUGCUAAGUAUGAAGAUACGUUAGAAGCCAAUCGCCAGGGGGCGAAGAUGACUCGUGAAGAACUGCAAAAGGGCAAUGCCAGCCUUCUGCUUCCAAAUGUACAGGACACAGAUAGCAAGACUUAUACUUGCUUUGUUAUCCACAGGCCUGACAGUGAAAAGAGGGAAGUGAAUUUGAAAGUGGAAGCUCCCCCACUCAUAGAACUUGGCUCCACAAAAGUGCAGUUGACUAAGCCAAGUCAACUUGUUUGUACGGCAAAAGAUUUUUAUCCUGGCAAUAUCUCUGUGACGUGGUUCCGAAAUGAGAAGAUCGUGCAAGGCCCAGAAUGGCCUCCUGCUUGGACCAAUGGUGGCCUCUUGUUCAGAGCAAAGAGUGUCCUGGAGCUCAUACCACAAAUUACAGAUGCCGAUGCCAACUUUACCUGCCAUAUCCAGCACCAAGCAAUGGAAGGGCCACUUGCCCUAAAUUUUCAGUUGCAGCUGCAAGCUCGCCCAGACCUUCGGCUGCUCACUAAGCCAUCGGGGAAGGAAUUUGUAGCAGCCGUGUGCCAUGCGAGCAAAUUUUAUCCCUCCCAAAUCAGUAUUGAGUGGUUGCAGAAUGGAGUGCCGCAAACCCAAGUAAAGACGGAGGCGCAGCGUAUGCACAAUGGGAUGUUUUCCGUUACCAGCGUCCUCUUCCCAGAGAAGAGUGAUGUCGAAGUCACUUACACUUGUCGAGUAGAACAUGGAGCUUUAAAUGGCUCACAGCAGCAGUCUGUCCUUUGGCAGCCAGAAGGUGAGGGGGAUGGGAUUAUCCAUCCCACUCCCCCAAGUACUCGGAGUACCACAAAUAAAAUUUCUCCCUCACCCUCUUGGCCCACAGUUACCUCUACAACUUCGUCAGCAAUUCCUUGGCUGUUGGGAUUGGCUAUUGGAUUUGGGUCUGGAUUUUCAGUAGGAGCUGCAAUAAUGUGCUAUAAAUAUAAAGUCAAGCGUACUUCAGUUACAGGAAUGUCCAGUGAGAAAAUCCCCCUUCGAAAGCCAGAUGAAGAGAAGGUCCACGCCAUCUCAAAACCCAAGGCAGGAGAGACCGGUGAUGAACCAGUGAAUCAGGAAAAGUUUCAUUAUGUGCAGGAACAGCAACUUUGACUGGAUGAUUACCACACACAUUCCACUGAAAAAUGUCAUUCGUUUAAGAAUAAGCUACAGGUUUCUCUUUGGUGAUCUGUACAAUGCAGUGUUUCCUUCCAUGGCUUAAGGAAGGCACAGAUAUGUGAAGCCAAGGCACCUGCAGAAGGCAAGAAGUGGGCAUUACCCUUUGAAAUAAGCCAUAAGUCCCAGAUUUCCACUUUUCAUUUUUAAAAAUCAAGCAGUUCUACAAAUUGAGCUAAAUUUGUAGAACAGCUAAACACAAACAUAGCUAUUUAUUAGAAAGGGGGGGGGGAAACCCUGCCUAAUUCUGUUUUUUACAGUUUUUAACUAGGUGUAUGCAAAACAUUUAGAACUGGAAACACUUCAAAUUUGAACUACCCUAUUUCUAGAUUUGUUUCAUAAAUCUUUGUUCAUUUUGGAUGCUUUUCAAACUCGAAACAGUUGUUCGAUAUUCAAAGUGGGCCAUUUGAAUUCUAAACAUUUUACACACCCCUGUUUUUCAACCAGAGUGACUAUGAUUGACAGGCACGUAGGUUGAAGCACAAACUUGCUGGACUAUUUUUCAUUAAAAAAUAUUCCCGAAUGGGAAGAGGUUGCUGCCCAAUUUUAAAAAAUUCAGCAAUGUAGAAGAGAUUUUAGUGUUGCUGUAAUUGCCAGCUGAGCUUGAACUGAAAAGAAUUCAUAUUCUUUUAAAUUACAGUCACAUUUAAAAAAAAGAAGAGUGAAUGGGUGGAAAGGUAGGGAAGAGCAAGAAAGUUGUCUUUGGGUAGAGUUCAUGAAAUUCUAAAACAAAAAAAAAAAUUAAAGAACAAAAGGUAAUGUAUGAAGCAAUGGAUGUGGAAGUAAGGAUGGUUUCAAGGUUAGGAAGGUAUGGAGAGCUAUAAUGAGUAUUACUGAUGUAGAUUUAGCUACAUUCCUGUUUUUUUAAUCCUCAUGCCAUGUUUACUAUUUCUUUACUUUGCAUAAAGUUGCUUAACCCAAAAGACAAUAAUAGCAAGGAUGUAUUCUGUACAUAUAUAAUAAAUAAGGCAUUUUUUAAAGUUUUUUUUUUAAUAAUUAGACCAAUGCAUUAAACCUAUGUUCAUUAUUAGAGCUGUACUGCAGAAAGGUAGGAGCAGCGAAGUGCCAAAAUGUGGGAAGUGCCACUGUAAAUGACCUUUCUGAAUUCCUAUCCAACAUGCCUCAAAUACUGGUGAGACAAGACAAGGUACCUCUCUUGAACAUUUUAUAACCUGGUAGAUUUAUAUGGGAAAAUACACUAUUUCAAAUAGCCUGAUCUCAAAUCAGAUAAAGCGUUUAGAACUUGAACAGUUUUGACUGAUAGUUUUAGCCAGAGGGAAAAAUGUCUAUAGGUCCCAAGUAAUUGAGAAUCAAGGGGCAGACAUAUACCUUUCUCAAGGUUAAUUCUACUUUGGUAGACCUGUUGCUUUGGCCCUCAGUUACUAAACCCUCCCAAAAUGUAGCACAGGGCUUGUUCAUUUUAACUGCAGGCACAGAAUCUGCAAUUCUAAGAACAAGCAUACAGUUGCCAAAGUGUGUUUGUGCAGUCCAGAGUUCAAAUAAUGCAAAUGUCUAUCUGAACUGAUGCAAAAACAGCUUACCCAUGUUGUGAAAAUAAGGUAAACUCAGUCCUGGGCAAGUAUAUCUAACUUCUCUCCCCCACCCGAAGGACGUGCCAGUGCUAAUCUCUGCAGAGUGUUCACCAAAAUGCCUAUGGUGAAGGACAUAAUUCUAGAAUACAUUGAGCCUUUUCCUACCAAACUCUGUGAGGUUUUUAGAAUGAUGAAAAAGUUGCUGUCGCUUAAGGAUGUUUUGCUAUGUACCUGUCAAAAAAUGCAACAGCAGCAAAGAGAAGAUGAGGAAGAAGAAUGUAGCAUUGCAGAUAUGAAAGAUCACCUACUACGGAGCGUUCAGCUCUUUGCAAGAAAUCCUUCUCUGCAGCCAAAAGCAAUGCCAUGAAAUACAUCUUACAGACAUGCUUAGACUUUUACUACGCAUUAGUUGCCACUUCAGAACCUGUCGUGCCUCAUUAAUAAACAGUGUGUUGAUUUAAUAUUGUAUAUAGGAUCAAAAGAGCCUGUUCUGACAUUAGUUUUACAUUUCCUAAUUAUGUUGUAUAAUGAUGGUGCUCGUUUUUUAAAAACCCUGCUAUGUGACUUCAUUUUAAACUCUGUAUAUUAAAUAAACUUCUGUUUUUUGGAACAGAGCAGGAUGUGUUUAGGAUAUGCAUCAGUAAAUGAAGCUGCCAACAGUUUGAAGUCUUACUGUGAUCAUAGCUAUUAAAAGUAUGUUCAGACCAGUGGAUUUCUAAAGGUAUGAGUCUUUUCAUUUAUCAUCUUACAUCAUUUUCUGUAGUUUUCCUUUUUUGUUUUAAUCUGUAGAAAAGUUUUAUUAAAUUGGAUGAGAUCAUUGUUUCCCCACAGGAGAGCAUGGCUGAUAAAAGAUUGGGUGUUUGCACGUCUGUUUCUUAGAUCAGACAUCUUUCCUGAGCGGAUUACUGAAGCAGGUUUUGUAACUAACAGAAAGGAGAUUUAUAUUACAGGAAACAGAUUACAGGGAUAGACAACACCUAUGUCCUACUAGGAGGAGAGUCAGAGAAUGCACAUUCACUCUAUAGCAGGCACCUCUAUCAUUCACUGAAGUUACUUUCUCUUUCUGUUUAUCAUCAACGGGUUAUACAUAGCACUGAUUGGCUGGCAGCUUUGUGUAAAUCUUAAGUAACUUCUUCUGGAGCAGUUUUGUCCAAGUGGAACAAUAUUUUCAGAUGAAAAAUAAACCAUUAAGGAAUUAUUCUAUCAGAUAUGUGGACAUUUUGGUUUAGAAUUAAGAAGCUGAAUGCCUUGGACCUAUGUUUUCACAUCAGGUUGGAACCAGAAGUGAUCCGAACUAGAAGGAUGUACUAUGUGCUC